AUGGGCGAGAGGAGGCAGAAUGAAGAAGAGGAGGUCCCAGCCUUCUUCAAGAACCUGGGCUCAGGCAGCCCCAAGCCCCGGCAGAAAUUCUGUGGCAUGUUCUGCCCGGUGGAAGGCUCCUUGGAGAACAAGACCAUCGAUUUCGAUUCGCUCUCGGUGGGACGGGGAGCCAGCAGGAUCGUGGCCCAGCAGAGGGAUGUGGCCCACUUGGGCUCGGAUUCCCAGUCCCUCUCUUCCAGGCAGGGCAGGAAGGGAGGGGAGCCAUCUGUUGAAUUCGGGAGAAAGGUGGAGAUCAGGGCGGCUGCUGGCAAAGAGGCGCUGCAGAACCUCAAUGACAAGAGCGAUCGUCUUUUGAUCAAGGGUGGUAAAAUAGUUAAUGAUGACCAGUCUUUCUAUGCAGACAUUUACAUGGAAGAUGGGUUGAUAAAGCAAAUUGGAGAGAAUCUGAUUGUGCCAGGGGGAGUGAAAACCAUUGAAGCCCAUGGCCGGAUGGUGAUCCCUGGGGGAAUUGAUGUCCAUACCCGCUUCCAGAUGCCAGGCCAGGGAAUGAUCUCUGCGGAUGACUUCUUCCAUGGAACCAAGGCUGCCCUGGCUGGAGGCACCACGAUGCUCAUUGAUCACGUAGUUCCGGAACCAGGGACCAGCUUGAUCACGGCAUUUGACCAGUGGCGAGAAUGGGCGGAUAGCAAGUCUUGCUGCGAUUACUCUCUGCAUGUGGAUAUCACGGAGUGGCAUAAAGGGGUUCAGGAGGAGAUGGAAGCCCUGGUGAAAGACCACGGUGUGAAUUCCUUCCUGGUUUACAUGGCCUUCAAAGAUCACUUCCAGCUAACAGAUUCUCAGAUAUACGAGGUCCUGAGCGUAAUCCGUGAUAUAGGUGCCAUAGCUCAAGUUCAUGCUGAGAACGGUGACAUCAUUGCUGAGGAGCAGCAAAGGAUCCUGGACCUGGGAAUCACAGGCCCUGAAGGGCAUGUACUGAGUAGACCUGAAGAGGUGGAGGCCGAAGCAGUGAACCGGGCAAUAACCAUCGCCAACCAGACCAACUGCCCUCUGUACAUCACCAAGGUGAUGAGCAAAAGUGCCGCAGAUGUUAUUGCUCAGGCCAGGAAAAAGGGCACCGUGGUCUAUGGUGAGCCCAUCACAGCAAGCCUGGGGACCGAUGGGUCUCAUUACUGGAGUAAGAACUGGGUCAAGGCUGCAGCCUUUGUCACCUCCCCACCACUGAGCCCUGACCCAACCACUCCUGAUUUUCUCAACUCCCUGCUGGCUUGCGGAGACCUGCAGGUAACUGGCAGUGCCCACUGCACCUUCAACACUGCCCAGAAAGCUGUUGGAAAGGACAACUUUACCUUGAUCCCUGAAGGAACCAAUGGGACUGAAGAAAGAAUGUCCAUCAUCUGGGAUAAGGCUGUGGUGACUGGUAAAAUGGAUGAGAACCAGUUCGUAGCUGUGACCAGCACCAACGCUGCUAAGAUCUUCAACCUGUACCCACGGAAGGGCCGCAUCGCUGUGGGCUCGGACGCUGACCUUGUCAUCUGGGAUCCUGACAGUAUCAAAACAAUCUCUGCCAAGACUCAUAACAUAACUCUGGAGUACAAUAUCUUUGAAGGCAUGGAAUGCCGUGGGUCUCCAUUGGUGGUUAUCAGCCAGGGAAAGAUUGUGUUGGAGGAUGGGAACCUCCAUGCAACUGAGGGUUCUGGACGAUACAUCCCCAGGAAGCCAUUCCCUGACUUUGUUUACAAGCGCAUCAAGGCAAGGAGCAGGCUGGCUGAGCUGCGGGGCGUCCCCCGGGGCCUGUACGAUGGGCCCGUCUGCGAAGUAUCAGUGACACCGAAGACUGUCACACCAGCAUCCUCGGCUAAGACGUCUCCAGCCAAACAGCAGGCCCCACCUGUCAGGAACCUGCACCAGUCUGGAUUUAGCUUGUCUGGUGCACAGAUCGACGACAAUAUCCCCCGCCGCACUACUCAGCGCAUAGUGGCGCCGCCCGGUGGACGUGCCAACAUCACCAGCUUGGGUUAA
Emys orbicularis (European pond turtle) is the source of this 2019-nucleotide messenger RNA. It is a transcript of the gene DPYSL2, whose product is annotated as dihydropyrimidinase like 2. The record is from RefSeq and is a predicted model, not a curated record. Gene Ontology annotation, molecular function: hydrolase activity, acting on carbon-nitrogen (but not peptide) bonds. Bases 1 to 2019 code for a protein of 672 amino acids. Gene Ontology annotation, cellular component: cytoplasm. Lineage: Eukaryota; Metazoa; Chordata; Testudines; Emydidae. The transcript is spliced from 14 exons.